UCUAGGAUUUGUUCCUUCACCUCCUCUCUCUCCCUCUCUCCCCUCGCGCACGGCAAGGAGAGAGCUCGCCAAACCCCUGUUUCCACGACACCCCGCGUCUCUUUGCGCGUUCGCUCCCUCGCUUCACCCCGCAAGUCGAGGCCUUCCGCUAGCUCUCGCUCGCUCCCCUGACCGGCUGCCUUUCCCCGGCCCUGAGACCGGAGGCGACCGCGCCCCGCGCCACGGAUCUGCGGCUGCGACGAUCCGUGUGACAGAGGGUAGGAAUUUCGUUUGUCGUUUAUGAAUCCCGAGGGCUCUGCUUGCUAAAGGGAGGGCAAGGCAAGUUGGAAUCCGAGAUGAGGGGGAGAAAUGACGCAGGGCAGAGCAAGAGGCCCAUUGUGCUGUGCUGCAUGAUGAUUGUGUGCCUAUGCCUUCUCUUCCUAUAUUUCUCGGGCUCCAACGGGCAGGCUAAGAGCACUGCGUUUGAGUAUGGAACCAAAUUCUCGCGUACACUUGGAUGGGGCAGUGAUGACGGUGAGGAUGGCUCUGAAGAAUCCAUUUUUGGGACUGGGGAUGCAGAUGAUAUUAAGCCCAAGAGCUUCCCUGUGUGUGAUGACCGGCACUCUGAGCUGAUCCCCUGCUUGGAUAGGAACUUGAUAUAUCAAAUGAGGCUGAAGCUGGAUUUAAACCUGAUGGAGCACUAUGAGAGGCAUUGCCCUCCUCCUGAAAGGCGCUUUAAUUGCUUGAUUCCUCCACCACAUGUCUAUAAGGUUCCUAUAAAAUGGCCGAAGAGUCGUGAUGUAGUGUGGAAAGCAAAUAUUCCACACACUCACCUUGCAAAAGAGAAGUCAGACCAGAACUGGAUGGUUGAAGCAGGUGAAAAGAUCAAGUUUCCAGGUGGUGGAACCCAUUUUCAUCAUGGAGCUGACAAAUAUAUAUCAAAUAUUGCAAAUAUGCUAAAUUUCAAAGAUAACAAUAUAAACAAUGAGGGAAUGCUUCGUACAGUUCUUGAUGUUGGUUGUGGAGUUGCUAGUUUUGGAGGAUACCUUCUUUCUUCUAAUGUGAUAGCAAUGUCUUUGGCACCAAAUGAUGUGCAUCAGAACCAGAUUCAAUUUGCACUUGAAAGGGGUAUCCCUGCAUAUCUUGGUGUUUUGGGAACAAAAAGGCUUCCGUACCCAAGUAGAUCGUUUGAAUUAGCCCAUUGUUCACGCUGUAGGAUUGAUUGGCUUCAAAGAGAUGGGAUUCUUCUGCUUGAAUUAGACAGAUUGCUCAGGCCUGGAGGUUAUUUUGCUUACUCCUCUCCUGAAGCAUAUGCACAAGACGAGGAGGAUCUCCGAAUCUGGAAAGAAAUGAGUGCUCUUGUGGAAAGGAUGUGCUGGAAAAUCGCAGAGAAAAGAAACCAGACUGUAAUUUGGGUCAAGCCUCUGAACAAUGAUUGUUACAGAAGACGAGCUUUUGGAACGAAGCCACCUCUAUGCAAAACUGGUGAUGAUCCAGAUUCAGUGUGGGGAGUGCCAAUGGAAGCUUGCAUUACUCCGUAUCCAGAACAAAUGCACAGAGAUGGAGGAACUGGGCUGGCUCCCUGGCCUGCUCGAUUAACAACCCCGCCUCCCCGUCUUGCUGAUUUGUAUGUUACUGCUGACACAUUUGAAAAGGAUACGGAAAUGUGGCAGCAAAGAGUAGAAAAUUAUUGGAGUUUGUUAGGCCCAAAGGUGAAACCAGACACUAUUAGAAACAUUAUGGACAUGAAAGCAAACUUUGGGUCAUUUGCUGCCGCACUCAAGGAUAAAGAUGUAUGGGUGAUGAAUGUUGUGCCACAUGAUGGACCAAGCACCCUGAAGAUAAUCUACGAUAGAGGACUGAUAGGCAGCAAUCACGACUGGUGUGAAGCCUUCUCUACCUAUCCUCGAACAUAUGAUCUUCUCCACGCAUGGACAGUCUUCUCCGACCUCGACAAAAGAGGUUGCAGUGCGGAAGACCUGCUCCUUGAAAUGGACCGUAUCCUCAGGCCGACUGGGUUUAUCAUCGUGAGGGACAAGAGCAUUGUCAUUGAGUUCAUCAAGAAGUAUCUCCAUGCACUUCACUGGGAAGCAAUAACUGCUGUAGAUGCUGAACCCAGCCCAGAAUCAGAGAAUGAAAUGAUCUUGAUAAUCCGGAAGAAGUUGUGGCUACCAGAAGCAAGCUCGCAGGAUUCCACCACGUAAUCCUUUUCGUUCGACUCCCUUUUGCGCUCCCAGCAUCUGCAGCCCAGAAGCCGAGAAGCGAGGCUCAGCUGCACCGACCAAGAUGAUUCUACACCAUCGCUCCUGAGAUAGGGUCCGGUUCUUGAUUUCUAGUCCUACCACCCACGUGAAGAUAGAUUGUUUAUCAGGAUAUGGCAAAUAUGUAGCAGGCUUGGGCUAAGAACAAAAAAAAAAGCCUAUUUUUGUCUGAACGUAUACUGCAAAAAUGUCUGUUCUCUAGUCUGAUUAGGAAAUAAACAUUCUUUUUUGUUUAAUUCUUGAGCUUCAUUUAGGUAUCUUAAGUCCAUUUAUUGAAAUCUUCUGUAGUAUCCCAAACAGAUUUGGUGUUUACUGUAAGGAACUUCGACUGUACACACAUUUUGGGUUAUGAGCUUUGCCCAGGUGCCUCAAGGCUGCUGGUAACCAAAC
Molecule: messenger RNA, 2630 nt
Organism: Panicum virgatum (switchgrass)
Lineage: Eukaryota; Viridiplantae; Streptophyta; Magnoliopsida; Poales; Poaceae
Product: probable methyltransferase PMT3
Exons: 8
Coding region: 336-2183 (615 amino acids)
Cellular component (GO): trans-Golgi network; cytoplasm; endosome
Molecular function (GO): methyltransferase activity
Source: RefSeq, a predicted model, not a curated record